CCAUCGCAACAUUCUUCGCCGCCGCCUCCCCUUCCCCAUCGGCGCGAAUCCCACUCCCGGGUUCCGGCGCCUCCUCCCCCCACGCGGCGUCGCCUUUUCUUUCACCCCGUGCGGCGCCUCCGAUCCGUCCCGUCCCUCCGCCGCGGCCUCGCCUGUUCGGCGCGUUCCCUCCCCCCACGUUCCUGCCUGCCCGCCUGCUCGGCGCGUCCGCGCGUGGGGUUCGGCUGCUUCUUCCGGUCGGGAGGCGGAGCCGGUCCGUGGAAUCUGACCGGAUCGCUCGCGGCAUCCGAGCGAUCGAGGUCGGGCGAAGGCCCGGGGCUCUUCGAGAAGGGAGCAGCAGCAAAUGUGGCGCCUGUUCAAUGACCUGUGGGAUGUGCUAGGAUCCGGAUUUCUCUCGUCCAGGUUCCUCUGAUCCAUCUGUUUCGGCGCCUCAGCCCCCUGUCCCUGUGCGCGCGCGCGCGCGUCGGGAAGGAACUCGGGAUCGUCUGGUUGGUGGCAUCGGGAUUUGAGGGGAGGAGAUGGACGACGAGGAUUACUCGUGGGUGCGGCGCACGCGGUUCUCCCACUCCGUCGUCCGCUCUAACUCCGGCAGGGAGCAGUUUGGCGCCUUCGUCGAGCAGUUCAACCGCGGCACCGCGCUCAAGCAGAAGGGCCCCGACUCGGGGUUCAAACUCCAUGGCCUCAACAUGGAGCCAGGGACGAGGCCCCCCACCUCCUCCCGUCCGAGGACGAGCCCGCUGAGCACCCGGCCCGAGCCCACCAAGGACUCGUCUUCCGACGCCGAGCCGACGCAGCACGACAAGGCAGCCAGUGAUCGCUCGUCGCAGCAAGCAUCGGCGACGCAGGACGAUGCCAAGGUCGCGAAUGGGAAGAAAGGAAGAACCAACCUGAGCGUGGCAGUCCCUUGCGGGCCCGCAGUUCGGAGCGCGGAUGAUGAGCGCCCUGGAGCGCCCGAUUUCUCCUUCCACCCCGACGAGCAGAGCCUGAGGCUGCAGAGAACGUGCUCGAGCCCUGCUCCGUUUCCGAGGAAGAAAACGCCGGGCGAUGACUCCCUCACGCGCAGCUCGUCGCUUAGUCUGCUUGGCGAGGCGCCGAUGCUGAAGCAGAGGGCGACGUCGCCCCUCCCAUCUCGUCACGUUCCUGAAGUGUUUCAGGAAGCCAGAUCGGCCAGCAAGAGGUUCUCCACUCCACCGCCCCGAAAAUCCUCGUCUUCGCUAGACCUGAACGGGAAUCCACCGGUGCCGGUGAGGGCACCGGGCAAGCUGAAGCAUAGGAAGGAGGGCCAUGCCAACGGAAGGGCGAAGGUUGCUGCACUGGAGGUGCUCGAGAAAUGGUCCGUCGAUCGCUCCCAGCUGCUCAUUGGGCACAGGUUCUCGUCCGGGGCUCACAGUCGGUUGUUUCACGGAAUCUACAAGGAGCAGCCUGUUGCCGUCAAGUUCAUCAGACAGCCUGAUGACGAGGAAGAUGCAGAGCUGGCUGCUCAGCUUGAGAAGCAGUUCAACACGGAAGUUACCACUCUGUCACGACUCCAUCAUCCUAAUGUCAUUAAGCUGGUUGGAGCAUGCAGCAGUCCACCAGUAUUCUGCGUCAUCACUGAAUUCCUUGCUGGAGGUUCUUUGAGAGCGUUUUUGCACAAGCAGGAUCACAAAUCUCUUCCACUAGACAAGAUUAUCUCAAUUAGCUUGGAUAUUGCACGCGGCAUGGCAUACAUUCACUCGCAGGGAGUUGUCCAUCGUGAUGUGAAACCAGAGAACAUCAUAUUCGACGAAGAAUUUUGUGCAAAGAUUGUUGAUUUUGGAAUAGCUUGUGAACAAGAGUACUGUGACCCUCUGGCAAACGACACCGGGACAUUCAGAUGGAUGGCUCCAGAGAUGAUGAAGCGUAAAGCAUAUGGUCGAAAAGUUGAUGUCUACAGCUUUGGCCUUAUCUUAUGGGAAAUGUUUUCUGGCUCAGUACCUUAUGAAGAGCUGAAUCCUUUUCAAGCAGCUUUUGCUGUUUUUGACAAGAAUGUGAGGCCGGCCAUUCCUACUAACUGCCCAGCGCCAGUACGACUUCUAAUUGAGCAGUGUUGGACCUCGCAUCCGGAGAAGAGGCCUGACUUCUGCCAAAUAGUUCAAAUACUGGAGAAGUUUAAGACGGUCCUUGAAAGAGAUGGUACACUCGACAACAUGCCAAGCUCGAUCUGCCAGGAGACUCAUGAUCACAAGAACUGGCUUGCUAAUUGGGCCCAAAAGCUCAAGCAUAGCCAACCUGAUUUCUCUGGGCCGCCUCCACCAAAACUGUUGUAACUGUAUUCAGCACCUUCUCCCUUCCGAAAUUGCUAAUCCGAUAGGCCACAGGAUGUACUUCCAGCUCUUUUUAUGUCAGGUAGAUACAAAAAAAAGGAAACAAAUCGUUUGUUUGCCUUUCACGGUUUUACAGCACGACUAGCACUC
This is a messenger RNA of Panicum hallii, 2435 nucleotides long. RefSeq names its product dual specificity protein kinase shkB-like. Gene Ontology annotation, biological process: protein phosphorylation. The coding region runs from base 519 to 2288 and encodes 589 amino acids. The transcript is spliced from 4 exons. The record is from RefSeq and is a predicted model, not a curated record. Lineage: Eukaryota; Viridiplantae; Streptophyta; Magnoliopsida; Poales; Poaceae. Gene Ontology annotation, molecular function: protein kinase activity; ATP binding.